This is a messenger RNA of Colletes gigas, 2340 nucleotides long. It is a transcript of the gene Cdc45, whose product is annotated as cell division control protein 45 homolog. Gene Ontology annotation, biological process: mitotic DNA replication preinitiation complex assembly; DNA replication initiation; double-strand break repair via break-induced replication. The transcript is spliced from 9 exons. Gene Ontology annotation, cellular component: DNA replication preinitiation complex. The record is from RefSeq and is a predicted model, not a curated record. The coding region runs from base 252 to 1949 and encodes 565 amino acids. Gene Ontology annotation, molecular function: chromatin binding; DNA replication origin binding; single-stranded DNA binding. Lineage: Eukaryota; Metazoa; Arthropoda; Insecta; Hymenoptera; Colletidae.
UACACUCGUCGAGUAAAAGGUGUAGCACGAUUUAUGCGGUUAUUUAAUUCUAAUUUACUUAAGACAUUUUAUAAAUCCCUGUGAUGAAUUGUAACCGUUUAAUAUCGAUAUUUCCCGUAUUUACUGUAAUGAUUCUCUUGCAUUCGGUAUCGUGAACAGCACGCUUUCGUCUAGCGUUGAUGCAAAGUAACAAGGGGUAGAAUAAGUACGAUAAAUGUAAAAAAUAUUCCCAUGCCGAGAAUUACCGCAAUAUGUUCGUGGAAAACUUAGAAAGAAGUUUCUAUCGUUCGAUAAGGGACGACAGAUGCCUACUACUUGUUAACUUUGAUGUCGAUGCCAUUUGUGCCUGCAGAAUUUUGCAACAGCUUUUUAAAAAUGAUAACAUGAUAUAUACUCUAGUACCUGUACAAGGUAUACAGGAUAUGGUUCGUGCCUUUAAUGAAAAUUGCGAAGAGAUAAAAAAUGUUAUCUUGAUAAAUUGUGGCGGUACAUUAGACUUAGUGGAAUUGCUACAACCUGCAGAAUCUGUGAUAUUUUAUAUUCUUGAUAGUCAUAGACCUUAUGAUUUAUGUAACAUAUAUUCGGAAAGUCAAGUACGUAUACUUGGUAAAGCCGACGAAGAUGAGGAGAUUCCAGAAUACAAGGAAGUUUUCAGAGAUGAUUCGUCUGACGAGGAUGAUACAGAUGAAGAGUUAGAAAAUGAUGAAUCUCAGACAAAAAGACGAAGAUUAAACGAGGAUGAUAUUAUUAAAAAAGCAGAGCGAAGACAGUGGUCAGAAAACAGGGCAACUAUUUUAUUCAAUUAUACACAGUACAGCUACUAUGGCAAAUCGAGUGCAAUGCUUGUUUUUGAAAUGGCCUGGCACAUGUCAAAAGACAAUUUAGAUAUGGUUUGGUGGGCUAUAGUUGGUUGUACCGAACAAGCCAUUCUUAAUAAGGUAGAAUCGCGGUUGAGCGUUCUUGACGAAGGUGCUCUUCAAUCUCACGUAUCCCGAUUAACGCACAAGCAAGGAGGCGAAGUCGAUGCAGAGCAGCAACAACAGCAGAGUAUAAUCCGAAUCACUUAUGCUAAAGACCUUACACUUGCAUUGUAUCGACAUUGGACCGUGGAGGCUAGUUUAAGACACUCAGUACCAACCGCAGUGUCGCUAAAACUUUGGUCAAUCAGAGGGGAACAACGAUUGAAGGAACUUCUGGCAGAAAUGGGUUUACCUCUGGAACAGUCGAGACAACGAUUUUCCGCCAUGGAUCUUGUACUGCGGCAAGAAUUUCGACAAAUGGUUGAAAAGUUAGCGGGAAAAUACAAAGUAGACACGAUUAUCGGGACAAGUUUUACCCUUCAGUAUGGUUACAAGUUUAAAUACUGUGCCUCGGACAUAGUUUAUUCUAUGCUCGCCGUACUCGAAUCUUCCUCGAAAGAAAAGUUGCCGCAGCGUUGUUUUUUGGAUGCUCUCGACUGUUUAUCGCGGACGAAAAAAAAUAUUUUAGAAAGCGGCGUAGAGAAGGCAAAAAUCAUGCUUAGUAGUAUUUUUAAGACUGCGCAAAGUAUUUUACAAAUGAAGCAUAUCAGAAGCGCUGGUUCGUUUCUUUACAUAAUCAUCCCCGAUGGAAGUGCUGACAAUUAUAUAUUCAUGCAUCCGCAUCCAUUGGUGAUGCUAGCUCAAUUUAUUCUGAAGGCUUACGUAGAUUCUUCGAAAAACAGACGAGCACCAGAAUGGCCACUUGUAGUUUCUUCGAUAUGUAACCCGGAUAAUGGUACGUGUCUUAUGGUUGGUAUACCGCCAGCAUGCGAAGAUCAGCCACGAAGUCUAUUUGGAAGAGCCUUCGAACAAGCGGCUAAAAACACAAAUUGUAACAUAGAAGCAGACUACUUUGAUACAACAAUAAUAAGACUGAAAAUCGAGGAAAGAGCAAAAUUUUUGGAUGCUUUGGCAGCUCUCCUAGCAUAAAAUAGUUUUUAGCGAUUUAUUUGACAUGUAAAAAUAAAAUUUGCCCGCCUAUUAUUUAUUUUAUAGACAAAACAGUACAAACAAUGACAGCAAAUGUCUUUUUAAAAAAACACGACGAUAGGAUGAAUCUAAUGUACUUUAUUUCCAUGCGACAUAUGUUGUAACUCUUCGAUAAACGCGAGUUGAUAACGCCCGUUUUAUUAUUAAUGACGCGUAGCUUUAAUUAUAUUGUAGAUAUGUGUAUAAAGUAGAAUAAUUGCGAUGUAUAUUGCGAAAUUUUCAUUAUCAUGUGAUGUAGCCCAUCGAAUUCCAGUUCUGUCGAUAAAAUUAAUAAGAAUCAAAAAAAAAAAAAAAAAUGACGGAAAAAACGCAUUUGGAGAAUGAAAUGUAA